Molecule: messenger RNA, 733 nt
Organism: Gryllus bimaculatus (two-spotted cricket)
Lineage: Eukaryota; Metazoa; Arthropoda; Insecta; Orthoptera; Gryllidae
Source: the annotation of a GenBank genome assembly
AUGACUCAGGCCAUUGAGUCUUCUCAUCCACAUGAUUUAAUACAAAUCAAAAAGAACGUGGUAGUGCCAGCCUCUGUUGAUAACCUACCUUACACUACCUCAGCUGAAGACCUUGUUGUACUAGCUUCUUCUAUACGAGGAAAGGAUCCUCUUCCUAGUAAUUCUGUAUUUGCUGACAACGUGAAAGAGCGAGGACUGUACAAUUCAGUUAUGGCUGAAGCAAGCAAGCCAUAUGUUUUUGAACCUACAAAUGCAACUGGCUCUUCUGAGGAUGAAUCUAAGUCUUCCCUUCCCUCAAGUGGUGGAAGUAUUGAAUAUGUACUAGAUCCAGCUAGUCCUCCAGAUCAUUAUUCUCGUGUGCAAUUAAGAGGAUCUACCAGCCCUGAUUGGUUCCCAGGAUACUUCCAAGCACUACCAAGCAUUGAUGGCAUUACAGCUGUUUGCCGUGAUGCAAGUACAGUUGUGGAAGAGGCAUGGUCAACGCUUCAAUCUACUAUGGCAUAAUUUACAAAAACCGGUGCAUGAUCUUUGUUGAUUUAAAAAUGUUCUAUCAUGUCUUCAAUUUGUGAUUAGAUUUUUGGUCUGCGUAAAUGUUUAUUUACUUCACAAUAUGGCUUUGUUGCGUAUCAGAAAGUAAACAUGUUCAAUACCUUUUUUCCAGUAUGUAAAUAUGUAUAAUUCUAUUUAAAAAACAUUUUAAUUAUAAAAUAUAUUUUGGGUAACAAAACAGAAA